AUCUGAGCAGACCACCUUCCAGAAGCUUGCUUUCAGCCUACAAUACAAUGAAUCGGCGUCCAAGGAACAAGAUAAACAAAGCCAAACGAACAGUGAAAAAAAGAAUGGACGAGAAAGUAACCACGGAGGAGGCAUUAGUCGGCUACGAACUAGAGGUUAUGCGAGAUGAACUCUUUCGUAUAAAUGAGAGAAAGAACCAGUUUAAUCAGGUUUUAAUAUCGAAAAUGCAGAGACUUGCAACGAUGCAAAACGAAGGAGUUCAGUACCUCACGGGGCUAGCUCACCAGGUGAAAGAUACAUUUGUAAAAGAGGGUCCACUAACUGACAGCUCAAAAGUACUUGAUUACAUGAAAGAGACUUGGAGCUUGAAAGACGCUGCAGAGAGAAGACUAAAGGAAAUUGAAUUCAAAAUAUUAUCAGUUCAGAGAGACACUGAAAAUACAAAAUUGGAAAUUGAAAAGUGGCAGAAAUUCG
Molecule: messenger RNA, 474 nt
Organism: Opisthorchis viverrini
Lineage: Eukaryota; Metazoa; Platyhelminthes; Trematoda; Opisthorchiida; Opisthorchiidae
Exons: 1
Source: RefSeq, a predicted model, not a curated record